Triticum turgidum subsp. durum (durum wheat) is the source of this 309-nucleotide messenger RNA. NCBI's taxonomy places the organism in Eukaryota, Viridiplantae, Streptophyta, Magnoliopsida, Poales, Poaceae. The record is from the annotation of a GenBank genome assembly.
AUGGCGACAUACUCACAUAUGUUUGUCACCCUUGUCAUCCUUUCUAUUCUCAGUGUCCACUUCCAAGCCCAAGGAGCAACAGAAAGUGUCGCAACUGACAACUCAGUACGUGACAGGAAGACAAUUGUCCAAGGGACCUAUUUGCCUCAAAGAACCGUUUCAAGACGGUGCACACCAUGCAGAAGUUGUGCACAAAAAACUUGUUGCUACGAAUUUAUUUGCAAUGAUCCUACAAAUCCAGGUCUCACUUGCGUUGGUACUAUGCUCUAUUGUGGCUGUACUAUUGAAACUUGUAAUAGUAAUUUUUAA